This is a messenger RNA of Aureobasidium subglaciale EXF-2481, 1647 nucleotides long. RefSeq lists its product as uncharacterized. The coding region runs from base 1 to 1647 and encodes 548 amino acids. NCBI's taxonomy places the organism in Eukaryota, Fungi, Ascomycota, Dothideomycetes, Dothideales, Saccotheciaceae. The transcript is spliced from 3 exons. The record is from RefSeq and is a predicted model, not a curated record.
AUGCGUUUCUUCAGCUCUUUGUCUGUGGGCAUUGCCCUUGUUGGUGCUGCCGCUGGCCUAGUAACACCGUACAACACGACCUCUAUUGGCCUAGGAGACUUCCCUUCUCUCAUCAAUGUCACCACUGAGGAUCUGGCCACUGGCCUGGAAGCUGGUCGCUUUACCAGUGUUGACCUGGUCAAGGCAUACUCUGCCAGAAUCAUGGAGGUCAACAGCACUCUCCGCAUGGUCACCGAGAUCAACCCUGAUGCUCUGGCCAUUGCUGCAGAGUUGGAUGCUAUGCGAGCAAAUGGUACCAUUCUUGGACCCCUGCAUGGACUGCCUAUCCUCAUCAAGAACAACAUUGCUACUGCUGAUCAGAUGAACAAUACCGCUGGAUCGUUCGCCCUUCUUGGUGCAAGGGUUCCUCAUGACUCUACUCUGGCUGCCAAGCUGAGAAAGGCUGGUGCCAUUAUCCUCGGCAAAACAAACCUUUCUCAAUGGGCAAAUUAUCGCUCAAACAACAGCACAAACGGAUGGUCCGCAUACGGUGGGCAGACUGAAGCUGCUUACUACCCUCACCAGGACCCUAGCGGUUCUUCAAGUGGUUCGGGUGUCUCUUCUUCGAUCGGCCUAGCUCUCUCUGCUCUUGGAUCCGAGACUUCCGGGUCCAUUCUUUCUCCGUCAGACGUCAACAACCUUGUUGGUAUCAAGCCUACUGUUGGACUCACCAGCAGAUAUCUGGUCAUCCCAAUUUCAGAGCAUCAGGAUACUGUUGGUCCUAUGGCAAGGACUGUCAAGGAUGCUGCGUAUCUGUUGCAAGCAAUCGCUGGUGUCGACUCCAACGACAACUACACUUCGGCUAUCCCGAAUAAUGGCACCAUUCCUGACUACGUUGCCGCCUGCGAUUACUCUGCUCUCGCUGGUAAGCGUAUCGGUGUAGCCUGGAAUGUCAUCGACAUUUAUGGUCCCAUCGACGAACCUGUCAUGACCGCCUUCCAAGAGUCCGUCGCUCUGAUCGAGCGUGCUGGCGCGACUAUUGUUGAUGCAAACUUCACUGCAUUUUCGGAAUACGUCACAGACAACAACGAGACUCUAGUCCUGAACGCCGACUUCUUGACAAACCUCGCGACCUACCUCUCAGAACUCAGCUACAACCCCAACGACGUCAAGGACCUUCAGGAUGUCCGUAACUUCACUCACAACUUCACUCAGGAAGACUGGCCUGAUCGCGAUACAGCUGUUUGGGACGAUGCACUGGACAACCAGGGCUGGAACAACAGCGACCCUCGCUUCUGGGCCGCUUACCAAGCAAACCUGUACUAUGGAGGUGAAGGCGGUAUCCUCGGUGCCUUGGAGCGCAACAAUGUCUCUGCUGUCCUUCUGCCCACUCAACUCUCUCCUGGUAUUCCUGCUUUGGUCGGUAGUCCCGUCAUCACUGUCCCCAUGGGCUUCUACCCAGCAGAUUGGAACGUGACAUACAAUGCUCGCAAGACGUUGGUGGAGACUGGGCCAAAGGUCCCUUUUGGAUUGUCAUUUAUGGGCAGGAAGUUUGAUGAAGCUACACUGGUUGGAUUGGCUUAUGCUUAUGAGCAGAGGACUAUGCAUAGAGAUGAUGUACAGCCUUACAUCAUUCCUAACAUUGAGUUGGGAGACUUUGUCAAAUAG